GUCUUACUUUUACUCCCCAAGACAUCUUGGCAUGGUUUCCAUUGCGCCGGUGCCUUUGCCUCGGGUAGUGUGCCGCGCCCCGGCCCCGCGGCUCGCGGGGCGCGAGGCACGGCGCGGUGCCACGCCGCGCGGUGCCACGGCACGGCGGCGGGACGAGGGUCCCAGACCUGCGCGGCUGCGGGACUUGGCAACGGUUGGCGCUCUCUCCCGUGCGCUGACUCCGAAGAGGCACAGGGGAAGGUGGCGCACGUGGGCAAGGCGGCUGGUGUGGCCUCUCACCAUUGGCGGAAGCCUUUUCUUGUGCCAGAAGGCAGCCGUCGCAGGUACCUUGGUGGCUCAUGCCGGCUCGGUCUCCUGGUUCCAGGCCAUCUUUCCGAUGAGCGAUGUGCUCUUGCUGCUGUUCGCCACCACCCUGGCGGUUCCACUCAUGGCGCGGCUACGCACUUCGCCCAUCGUGGGGUUCCUGCUCAUUGGCCUCGUUUUGGGCCCGACAGGCUUCAACCUGAUCAGUCACGUUGACGUGAGCCACCGGAUCGCAGAGUUUGGGAUCAUUUUCUUCCUCUUCGAGACGGGGCUCGAGCUGUCCGUGCGGAAGGUGAUUGCCAUGCGGAAUGAUGUCUUUGGUCUGGGCAUGGCCCAAUUCUUCCUCACGGGCGGCAUCAUCGCAGCCUCCGCGCGUUGGCUCUGCCCGAGGCUCCACCUGGGCGGAUGCAUUUUGAUGGGAGGCGGCUUAUCCUUGUCGAGCUCCGCCUUUGCGUUGCAACUGUUGCGAGACAAGCGUCAGCUGGGAACUCGCUUUGGGCGAGCGUCUUUGGGCGUGUUGCUCUUUCAGGAUAUGGCGGUGGUGCCUCUCUUGGUCUUGGCGCCUCUGUUGUCCAGCCACAUCUCUUCCAACUUCACGGUCGUCCUCUCGGAAGCCUUUGGCAAGGCUCUAUUGGCCUUGGGCAUCAUCGCGUUCACCGGCCACUUCAUCUUGCAGCCGCUCUUGGCCUACGUGAAGCGUUCCAACUCCUCCGAGGCCUUCCUGGCCGUGACGCUGGGCACGGUGCUCCUGUCCUCCAGCCUCACCCAGGCCCUCGGGCUGUCCGAGACACUGGGCGCCUUCGUCGGGGGCGUGCUGGUGGCGGAAACGGACUACAAGCAUCAGAUCGAGGCGGACAUCGCACCCUUUCGCGGGAUGCUGCUGGGCCUCUUCUUUGUCACCGUGGGCUUUUCCUUCGAUGUGCAGCUGAUCGCCAAUCAUUGGCUCACGGUGAUCCCGUUGCUCUUGGUGUUGCUCCUGGUCAAGACCUUGGUGGUGGUGGCGUUGAGCCGGCCCAGCAAGCUCUCCUUGGCCGCAUCCAUCCAGGCCUCGGCCCUGCUGGCACCGGGCGGCGAGUUCGCGCUGGUGCUCUUCCGCCUGGCCGAGCAGGUGGGAGUCUUGGACCCCCGCACGGUGAAUGUGCUCGUGACGACUACGGUCCUCUCCAUGUCGUUGACGCCUUUGCUCGCCACCUUCUCCGACGUUGGGGCACGGAGGCUCCGCGAGCGGCGAGGUCUCAAGACCGUGGAAGGGACCGAUGAGAUCGGCGCCGGAUGCUUGAAUCGACUCUCCAAAGACGACCGGGGCUUCGUCGUGAUCUGCGGCUACAACGUGGUAGGUCGCACCAUUUGUCGCCUCCUCGACAGCGAGGGCGAGGCCCAGUACGUUGUCUUCGAAGAUGACGUGAAGACAGCCCAGGAGGUGUGUUUGGGGGGAUUGGUUCUCCGGCACCGGCAGGGGCACCCUGUGCCUGAUCUCCUGAUGGGGAUCGGAUCGUCAAGGGCUGACGGUGUCCCUGUACCAAUCGGAUUUCUCUGCUCAAUUUCGGGGGUCUCCCAAACUUUCCCCACAGAAAGCAUCAAGACAAACACACCAUGGGGAAGGUGAACUGUG
This is a messenger RNA of Durusdinium trenchii, 1915 nucleotides long. Lineage: Eukaryota; Dinophyceae; Suessiales; Symbiodiniaceae. The record is from the annotation of a GenBank genome assembly.